AUGGACUCUCAGAAUACAGGAUUCCAAGCUGGCCGGGCCGAAGGCCAAGCCCAGGAAAAGGGAAGCCAAAUGAUGGACAAGGUAAACAAUGCUGCACAAUCCGCAAAGGAUUCAUGCCAAGAGGCUGGUCAGCAAAUUAAGGAAAAAGCUCAGGGGGCUGCUGGUGCUGCCAAGAAUGCUGUUGGCCUCAACAAAUGA
Pistacia vera is the source of this 198-nucleotide messenger RNA. Its product is annotated as stress-induced protein KIN2-like. The record is from RefSeq and is a predicted model, not a curated record. Lineage: Eukaryota; Viridiplantae; Streptophyta; Magnoliopsida; Sapindales; Anacardiaceae. The transcript is spliced from 3 exons. The coding region runs from base 1 to 198 and encodes 65 amino acids.